This is a messenger RNA of Photinus pyralis (common eastern firefly), 4579 nucleotides long. Its product is annotated as pleckstrin homology domain-containing family G member 5. NCBI's taxonomy places the organism in Eukaryota, Metazoa, Arthropoda, Insecta, Coleoptera, Lampyridae. The record is from RefSeq and is a predicted model, not a curated record. Gene Ontology annotation, biological process: endothelial cell migration; Rho protein signal transduction. Gene Ontology annotation, cellular component: plasma membrane; axon; endocytic vesicle. Bases 585 to 3572 code for a protein of 995 amino acids. The transcript has 17 exons. Gene Ontology annotation, molecular function: guanyl-nucleotide exchange factor activity.
GAAUUUAAAUUAUAUGUAAAGUAAUAAUAAUAAAGUUAAUUAACCUGUUCGGUUUGAAGAAAUCUAUUUCAAGUAAAUCGAAGAUUGCGCGGGAAAAUCUGACCGUGGAAGAGAAAACAAGUCCUCAGUCGGAAGGGCAGCAGUACGAAUGGAAGAAGUUGGUCGGAUCUAUAAGACGUCGAGUGCAACGUCAUAGCUCCACGUCCGGUACUGUGGAAUUAUCGCCUACUAGCGAACCGGCGACUAGUACCAGAAAAAAUUCCCUGACCCGUAGUAAAUUCGAUGUGUUUAAAUGGGAUAAAAACAAAGACGACGCUCAAGGCGUAUUGGAAAAGGGUAAGAAAGAAGAGGGGGGCGAACGGAGGGAAGCGCGCAAAGCGUUCUCGUUGACCAAGCAAAAGAGUAUCGGGUCAGAGUUGCCCAUUAGGAAUUUUAAAUCGACGACGUUCAAGGCGUUGAGCUUUCGCGACAAACCGAAAAGUUCGUCGGUGAAAAACAUUGACAGUUUGGUGUCGCCAAAAUCGUGCAAGUCGAGUUUCACGUUAUGCAAAGGUGUGCGGAAGAAGGAGGUGACUAUUGACAAAAUGCAGAAAUGCAUUACAAAACUUAAAAGUAAUAAUGAACAAAUUAAGAAAAGCGUAGGCAUCUGCCAGAAGCUUAGAGAAGAUAGAAAUGUCAACAGGGAUGAUUUCUUGAAGGCCACCAUGAGAAUUUUUCUUGUUGUUUCUCCACCGGUGGGAAAAAUGCAGGUUCGCUCGAAAAGUCUAAAUCAUUUAGAUGAAAUCGAGAUGAGACAGGCGGUAGAUCCCAGUACGGAAUCAGCUUUAAAAGAUUCAAGAUCAGAACCGGAUUGUGCGAAGAGCUUAUCGAUUCCUCCUGGUGCUAAUAUUCUAUCGGAGAUUCCAAUUUCUACAACGAAUGAUGUUCCUGCGGAGCCGCCCGCUAGAAAACAUGUUUUAUCCAGAUCUCAAAAAUCGAGCAGCGAAUGCUACAGCGUUAAUUUUGAAGUUGGAGAUGAAACUACAUGGGAUAAUGAGUUAUUUUUCCCUGCAGUUCGAGGCGUUACUAUAAAGGACUCUUUAUCGAAACUAUGCGAACUUCGAAACAUCGACCUAUCCUCCUGUGACGCAUGGCUGCAAGAUAAAAGUAGCAAUACAAACACUUGGGUAUCAUUUACACAAGACACGGCCAGUCUCGUAGGCAAACACAUUAGAAUAACUGCAAAAGAUGGGUCAGGCAACAGAAAAUCGUCAACGUCCGUUUAUGGUGGUCACUCCAGAAAGCCGUCUAAUUCCAACAACAAAUCGCGAUCAAGUAGUUUCUUUAAUUCCAGUAUGGAGGAGAGCAAUACUAACCCUAACACUUCGCUGGCCCCGGAAACCGACGCCAGUAAAAAACAAGGGAAGCAACGAUGGUCGGGUUUCUUUGGGAAUACAAAGGACACGCGAAUGGAAUUGCUGGCGGAGCAGUUGAAUAAUUACGCGAAAAAUGGCAUUCCGAACUGCCAAAUAUAUCCGCAAGGUCAAUGUGAAUCGAUCGACGCUUUGUAUAGACUUGAAGGCGAUUGGAGAAUGCUGAUCGAUCAUACAGAUCUAAACGAAAAGUUGCAGCAGCAGCAAACAGCUUUAUGGGAAUUAAUUAAAACGGAAGUCGCCUACAUAAAAACCUUAAAGGUUGUAACAGAUUUAUUUUUGGCUUGUCUGAAAAAUUUACAAUCUGCCAAUUUACUGAAAGAAAUCGAUACCGAGAAAUUAUUUUCGAAUAUUACCGAAAUCCUCGACGCGAAUGUAUUAUUUUGGAGAAACUGCAUUUUCCCAUUAGUUCGAGAUAUGCGAAAGUAUAAGCAACCGCCGUGUAUUGAAAAUAUGUUGCAGGGUUUUCUUAAGAUAAGCGACACUUUCCAAGCGUAUUUUAGGUACUGUGCCGAACAGGCACGCUGUCAGCAUUACUGUAGGGAAAACCAUACACACAACGAAUUAUUUACGGCUUAUUUAGUAUGGUGUGAAACGCAGAAAGAAUGCAAUAGGUUAAGGUUAAUGGAUAUAUUAGUACAACCGAUGCAAAGACUGACUAAGUAUGGUUUACUUUUGAAAGCUAUAUUGAAAAAUACAGAUGAUGACGUGGAAAGGGAUAAUUUAAACUUAAUGAUUAAGUCCGUAGACGAUUUUGUAAAUAGUGUAAAUUUUAGUCUUAAGCAAAAGCAGGACAAUGAACGUCUAAAGGGAAUUAUGGCAAGAAUUGAGAGUUACGAUGCAGUGGAGUCUAAAGACGAUGACCUGGAAAAAUUAUUGAAAGCAUACAGUCAAUUAGAUUUAAACAAGCCAAUGGUAGGAUGUCCGGUGGAAAGAAAGCGUCACCUACUAUUGGAAGGUGAUCUUAAAUUAAAAGACAGCGCGACGUCCAAGAUGGAGGUUCAUUGUUUCCUAUUAACCGACAUGUUAUUAGUAUGUAAGCCGUCCACUAAGAAAGGUGGUGCCACAAUGCGAAUUAUAAGACAGCCAUAUCUAAUUGAUCGGCUAGUAAUUACCGAAUUAACGAGAGAAACGCCAAGUCUGGCCGCUAUAUAUAAGAAUGAAUUCGAUUUACCAGUCGCUGCAUUUAUAUUGCAAAAUAACGAUGCCAGAAAACUUAAGAGCUGGAAGGAUGGUAUUGCCAAGGCUCAAUAUUUAUAUCUUCAGGCUAAGCAGAUGAAUUACAUGGCAGAUGAAAGUCUAGAAACUGAUUUCAGCGCAGAUUACAGUUUGGAGGGCGAUUAUCAUAGUUUACAAUUGAUUCCACGUUCACCAUUGGCAUCCUCAUCGCGCGCAAGCAGAGUAUCAAGUUUAGCGCACAGCCACAGCGGAUCCGUUGAAAUGAACGAUCAAUCGUCUGUUGGUUCAGCGAAUCAGUCUAGAGCCGUUUCUGUGGAGAAUGAAAAUCGUACUGCAUCCAUAUCAAGUGAUGAAGGUGUUCAGCCAUUGCCACCUGAUAAAAGUCCAGUAUCGCAGAAAUUAUCAUUUAAGCAUCGCCUAUUCAACAAAACGCCCAACACAUUAUCAGUACAACCUUAUGGAAGUUUAGGGCAAAGUUUACCUAACUUAACAUUGGGCUCACCUAAUGUCGGAACUCUAAGCUUAAAUUUAAGUCAGAAUACGUUAUCCGUUCCGAGUUCUAAAAAUUGUGCCCAUUUAUUGAGUCCGACGCAUCGAGGGGUGUCGUAUCCGCCGCCGUCGCCAACGCGAGGAAAUCUUAAACGAGGACUUGCUAUUUCGCAAAGCAAAAAUCCUCCGUUACUGAAAACGCGACACGUAACUUCAACUGUUGGUAUGACGACUACGAGUCAGGCGCCAGCAAGCUUCGAUGUACCUGUUAUCGCAGGCACAUCCACUGACGAUUCUUGUGAAAAUUUUAGUCGGAGUCAGCAUCGGCAAGCCAUGUUAAAACGAGUUAGAAAUGAUAAUAAAAGGUAUCAUACUGCAGGUGUUGUUGAUGAUAUCAAGCACCACGACAAUAAGGAUCCAAGCAUCCAAAAAAGGUUGUCGUGGAACUGCAGCCCUCGCCCAUCUGAAGUUGAACCGGAUGAUCAAACCUAGCAUUCGGCUACACUUAAUCAAAUAAUUUUUUGUUUUUUCGCUUGUUUUUUAGCGUUUAAAAUGUUAGAACUAUUGUGUAAACAAUAGGCGGUAGGAUCGACAGGAAGCAUAUUGGUAAUAUAAAUAUUAGAAUACUCCUAAAUCAAACGCAGUGGACCAAAAUGCCACAAUAAAUAAAUUCUCUUCCAAUAACCGGAUUGGAAUAAAAUUCCAAAUAAUGUGAUUGAUAAGUGUACAUUCCUCACGUACUUAUUAUAUGAAAAUUGGCCUAAAAGAUUUUAUAAGUAGAAUGUAUUAUAUAUUCUAUUUAUUGUGGUUUUUCUACAAGUUAAUGUUAGGUGCUUUAUACGUCGCAUUGUUUUUUAACUAAUGAUAGAUACUCCGUUUACUCUUGUUAUAGGUAGUCCUAUGUACCUAAGAUACUAUUUUAAGAGAACUUGUAUAUCGAAAAAGUACAAUGAAUCUAAAUAAUGUAAUGAAAAAAUAUUUAUUUUGCUUAUCUAGAGCUUAAUAUUAAUUUAUUUAAAUAUUUAUUAAGGCAAAUGCAAUACUAUUUUGUUGAGUACAAAUACAUUAACAUAAUGACUAUUUACCUAUGUAAUUUCCCUUCGACCUUUCCUACAGUUUUCAAAGUUUUUGUAAGGAAAUGGUUUACAAAUGUCAAUAUUCCUUUGAGGUAUGAAUAUAUCUAAAAAUAUCAGGAAAAGAUGACAAAAUGCCACCAUUACAAGAAAAGGCCACACACCGCUAGACAAGUAACUGUAAACAGACAAUUUUUCAUUACUACUUACCACUAAAGAAGUUACCUUGAAAAUUUUUCUUUUAAUGUGCGCAUUUUCUCAACGGAAAUAUGGUCGUAAACUAUUUCAGUUCUCGCCGUAACAUUCUCCCAAUUAUACAAGUGGCGUAUCGUAUUAUUCAGUUUGUAAGGGCAAAUAUUUUUACCAUCUCUGUAGUCUUGUAUUGCAGUUUCUAAACCUGUAAAAUAAACGUUAAUUUUUUUUAAA